Messenger RNA from Sycon ciliatum, 1719 nucleotides. RefSeq lists its product as uncharacterized. The coding region runs from base 1 to 1719 and encodes 572 amino acids. The record is from RefSeq and is a predicted model, not a curated record. The transcript has a single exon. Lineage: Eukaryota; Metazoa; Porifera; Calcarea; Leucosolenida; Sycettidae.
AUGCCGACGGGUGCCACAUCCGAGUGCACGCUGCGCGCAUCUGCAGUAUGUGAGCCAUUGCUCGAUACACUGGUCGCUAAGUUCUGGGAGGAUGACCAGGUGGGCAUGCAACCACAAUCUGACAAGACGAUGGCUGAGAUAGAAGCAGAGCACCUCGUGGCUGACAGGAUGAAAAUCACUGAUGGUCGUGUCACGACAGGCAUCCCUUGGAUUCGGCCAGACCACCAGCCACAGCUGCCGCCAAACCGAGCCAUGGCAGAGAAGCGGCUGAUCAGCCUCGAGGGAUCUCUUCUCAAGAAGCCGGACAUCCAAGCAGAGUACGACAGAGUCUUCGAAUCAUACACCGACAAGGGAUAUGUGGUCCGCUGUGAGGAUAGUGCCGCCAGAGACGGUGACCAAUGGCUACUACCGCACUUUCCUGUCGUGCGCCACGACAAGGCGACCACGAAAGUGAGGGUUGUCUUCGAUGCAGCGGCUCGUCAGCGGGGUGUGUCUCUCAAUGAUGAGAUGUACACUGGUCCGAAACUGCAACAUGACCUGAUUCACGUCCUACUCAGGUUCUGCCGUGAACCGGUUGCGAUCGUAGGAGACAUUGCAGAGAUGUUCCUGCAGGUCCAGCUACAACAGAAAGAUCGGCGGUACGUACGCUUCUUGUGGCGCAAGUCGACAGACGAGCAACCAUCCAUUUACGAGUUUACUCGGCUCGUGUUCGGACUGAAGACAUUGUUCAUCGCCUGCCGAGCUCUGAGGGAGGUAGCCGCACAGCAUGGGGAACAGUACGACUCAGCAGCCCGAGCAGUGGUCAAGGAAUCGUUCUACGUUGACGAUUUCCUGAACUCACAACCAUCAGUACCAGCCGGCAUCUCAGUACGGCAGGGGGUGCAGGACCUGCUCCACAUGGGCUCGUUCCACCUGCGGAAAUGGCGCAGUAACAGCCGUGACGUGCUCCGUUCUAUCCCGGAGGCCGACCGAGCAGCCGACGCACUGGUGAGCAUCGAUGAUUGCAGCGACGCCGCAUCAGCGGCAGUCGUGAAGACACUUGGUGUCGUGUGGGACGCAGCGUCUGACACGUUCAGCUAUCGCUACAACACACCGGACGACCAGCGGCUGACGAAACGAAGCGUCCUAUCCAAGAUGGCCAGCAUCUAUGACCCAAGAGGGCAUAUUUCGCCGUUUACGAUAAGGGCUCGACUGCUGUUCCAGGAGGCAUGCAUUCUCGGCUGUUCCUGGGAUGACCGUCUCCCAUCAGAGCUGGAGACCAAGUGGCAGAGGUGGUUUGCAGAACUACCAGAUCUAGCUGGGAUCAAAGUGCCACGAUGCUUCAAAAGCAUGGAGCGCCAGGCUGACACCGCGAAGCUCACAGUACAUACCUUCACCGAUGCCUCGGCGCACGCCACUUCAGCUGUCAGUUAUGUCCGCGCGGCGUAUCCGGAUGGCUUUGUGAAGGUCAGCCUUGCAUUCGCCAAGGCGCGGGCAACCCCAAUCAAGAAAGUCACCAUCCCUAAGUUGGAGUUGCAAGGUGCAGCACUUGGCCUGCGCACCAGCAAAGUUGUCAGCCAAGCCCUCGCUAUUCCUGUUGCUGAACAUGUGUUCUGGACCGAUUCCCUCAACGUCGUGUACUGGGUGAGGAGCCAUGCCAAGAACUUCACUUCAGAUGUCGCCUGCCGGGUCGGUGAGAUUCAAGCCGACACCAAAGCUAGCCAAGCUGAGGGCAGUUAG